Coregonus sp. 'balchen' is the source of this 32284-nucleotide messenger RNA. The record is from the annotation of a GenBank genome assembly. NCBI's taxonomy places the organism in Eukaryota, Metazoa, Chordata, Actinopteri, Salmoniformes, Salmonidae.
AUGGAGGUAAGUUGUGCUGGUUUGUAUAGCUAGCUAGAUAGCUAAUGUUACGUUAUGUUUUGCCAAAAGCAACAGGUGCUACCUCUGGGUAGUAUUCAUUAGUGGACACCGCAGCAAAACAUUUAGCAAAGGAUAACAAACACAAGCCUUUCUUGUUGGAAAACUUCAGUCCGUUUUCGCUCGUCUGGUUGGUGCCUAGUGAAUAGUCAGUCACCUACUGUAUUGUGACUGACGGUCCGUGGCGUUGGAGGAGAUAGGGCUCUUCAGCACUGUACAGAAAGCUCCCAAUCCGAUUCAAACUCCAUUCACCAGCGGCAGCUCUGCAAGCGUUCGGCCAAUGUCAAAAUACGUUCGUUGAUCGCCAAAUAUAGAGCAACUAUAUUAAUUUAAGGCCGGUAUGUACUUCCAAAAAAAAGUUAUAAAUAAAACUUGGCAAACAAUGACUAUUCGGCACCUCCAAUGACAGUACAUACCGGCCGUAACGGGAGUAAAUGAAGAUAGAUGCUCAGCGAAACUCCAUAUUUGGCGAUCAACGACGAACGUCUUUUGACAUUAAAACGCUUUCAGAGCUGGUGAAUGAGCUUUCUGGGCGAGAGGUCUCUAACGCACAGAUAGAUACUGAUCGGGGAUUGCAGUAUGUUAACGUUAACGUUCCAGAACUGUCAAAGUAAUUUUUCUUCAUGUCACUGCAUUUCUAUAGUAGGCCUAUAGUAACUUGUGACAGUUAUCAAUCAAUAUAUCUUUAUUGUCACAAUCGGGAAAUGUGUAGUACAGUCAGGGCAAGAAACAAGAUCAACUGCAACAGAUACACAUACGAUGAAUAGAAAACAGAUCAGUUACAGUAGUUAUUGCAGGAGUGAAACCAUACAGAGCACAUAAAGUGUCCCUUUCAGUACCUUGCAAUUAGCUUACUCUCUCAGAUUUGACAAGUGCUUGAUUACAGUUUAUGUGUCCUUUCCCAGGAUAAAGGUCAGAAGCCAGAAGCAGAUGAGAACAGUUUUGAAUCACUGGAGAAGGAGUUCCAGGAGGUUCUCAAUGAGCUGGUGGGAGACAAGAGCCUGGACAAAUUCCGGGUUGAAUAUGAGAAACUGACCAAUGCCCUGAAGAAGUCCCAUGAGAGUGAGAAGAGGCUGAUGACAAAAUGCAGGGAGCUGAAUGCAGAGAUAGUGUCCAAUUCAGUAAAAGUUGCUACUGCACUGAAGUUGUCCCAGGAAGAUCAAACGACUAUAACUUCUCUGAAGAAGGUAGGCCCUUCAUGGUGAAAACAUGAGUAGCUGCAUAGAUGUUUAAUAAGCCUACAGCCUAAGGUUAGGGUGAAGGUUGUCAUUAGUGUUGGCAAUAAGCGCAUGUAGGGUAUUAUGCAGUACACAUAUUCACACUCUUCAUUUUGAGCAGAAUAGAGCAUUGUUUUAGAAUUGUGCCUUAUUUCAACAUGUCCCAGAUUUGUCAUAGUAAUAUGGCCAUACAAAAGUGUAUUGAACACUUUUUUUUCUUCUUUUAGGAAAUAGAAAAGGCUUGGAAAAUGGUUGAUGCAGCCCACGAUAAAGAGCUCAGAGCAAAAGAGACAAUUCAAACAUUGAAACAUGAAAUUUCAAAUCUAACAAAACUUGUUGAACAAGGAGCUGGUUUGUCUGUGGGUCAAGAACAUGGGUGAGUUGAGUUGUGCACACUCGCACUGUACAUUGUCCACUUCCUUUGAAUUGACCAAUUCACUAGAGAUUAUUGUCAUACCUGAAGACCUACAUACAGUGCUUAAUUUGAACAGGAUCCGGCACCUCUCAGUUUUGGACUGCUGCGUUCUGGCACAUAUUUUCCUGGAUCCGGUACCUCGUGGCAUGACAUAUAAUUUCCUCUGUUUGCAUAAAAAAUAUAUAUAUAUCCUAGUUAGGCUAUAUCAAGUUGCCUCCUCGUUAAUUCUCCUGCCCCCUAAAAAACGUUAUGUAAAAAUGUAGAUUUUCAGCCUGCACUUGAUAUUCUGAGAAUUUAUUCGGGUUGGGCUGGGUCCGGGUUUAAGUUUGCGCCACAUUGUAGCCUAUAUUUUGAGACCAACCCUUGGCCAUUGCUGUGGUGAGAGAGAGAAGCAUGCGCCUGUAGCCUAUCUCUCACAGAACCACAAUGAGAUUAUACUUCUCUCUCAAUCUCUCUCUGCUCUGAUAGACAUGAGCCUGCAACUCUCUCUCCAUCUCUCCAGCAUUGCACUUCAUCAUCAAAAUAUAAAAUAGGCAGUAAUGUAACUAUUCCAAUUCAAAUACAAAUUCACUAUAAUGAAUCUGUAGGCGAACUACACUGUUUUACAAAGUAUCUUAAGAGAUAAUGGCACGAGCGCAUCGGCCAUUACUGGUGAGUGCACAUUCACUAGCCUAUCUUCGUUUUUAUUGAUCUCAGUUUGUCAAUGUCAGAGUACCCUGUCAUAAGUCGCUCUGGAUAAGAGUGUCUGCUAAAUGACUAAAAUGUAAAUGUAAAUAUCGGUAAUUUGUGUGGUAUAAAAAAAAAAGAUGUAGAAUUGCAUGAAAUGCGUUUAUAAAAGGACAUUUUUGUGUGCAAGUCCUAGAAACGCUUCUGCUCUAGGCUACUCUAUGCCACUAUGCAAAUGCUUGAUUUAUUAAAAAGGUGAACCCCCCCCAUUCAUUUCAGUACUUCUGAGCCCCCCAGAUCACCCCCUCUCAUGCUCACUUUGAGUUUCGGCACGUCCCGAUUUAUAGGCUACAGAUCCGACUUUUACUGGACCUUUCUUCCCAAUGACUAAAGAUCCCGAAGCUCCUACGCAUGUGCAGGAAUGUCACGCCCUGGCUCUAGGGACUCUUUUAUGUUGAGCCAGGGUGUGUAGAGUCUAUGUUUUGUGUUCAUUGUUUCAGUAUCUAGUUCAUGUGUUUCUGUGUUGGCCGGGGUGGAGAAUCAGCUGUUGCUUGUUGUCUCUGAUUGGGAACCAUACUUAGGCAGCCGUUUGGCAGUUGUGUUUUGUGGGAUCUUGUUCCGUGUUGGUUUGUGUUUGUUACCAAGGACUUCACGUAUCGUUUUGUUGUUUUUGUUCGUGUGGUGAAUAUAAAUAAAGUAUGUUCGCAUUCCACGCUGCGCCUUGGUCCGCUCCUUUCAUCGAUCGUGACAAGGAAUCUCUAUUUACACACAGUCUCUUCUCUACUCGUAGAGAACAGGCUACUCAGGCGAAUGGUGCUCGUUUGAUAAAGUUAGAUCAAAACUGAAUCAAUAUCUACAAGAUCACAUAAUGAUAGUAUUCUACAUAACAUAACCAAAUAUAAUAGCAUAGUAUAAAGUUACUGUAAGUGAUUUUAGGAUGAUUGUGCGAAUGGUCGCAUUUCUCUCUUAUACGGCCACAGCUCAACUGCGCGCGCCACUAGGCAAAACAUGUGCUUUGAUUGAAACAAAACACAGGUUCUCUCACUGUACAAAAUUCGAAACAACCCUGUACAUAACUAAGAAGAUCUAAAUGCAUAUUCCCAUGAAACUGAUCGACAUCAAAUGGUUGGCAUGUAGAUGCUGCAUGGACGUUUCACCGGUAAAACUUGAAGAAUUAUCAUUAAUGAUUGGCAAUGAGAAAUGUGAAGGGAGGGUGACCACAAAAAUGUGUUCGUAAAGUAGAGGUAAAGAAACACAUGCGCAGAACAUGAUAUGGAUCUUUCCAGCGGGAUCCAGGGUGACGGGAAGGGGCGGAUACCUACGGAUCAGCAGCCUCAGCCUACAAAUUAAGCACUGCCUACAUCUCUAAAUAAAGAUAACAUUAGAGAAGUUUUAACUGAAAGCUCAUUUGUUUUUCAGUGUGAACGAUCUGCUGAAAAUCAAAGAGGAACUAACCAAGGAAAGAGAUGAACUGCUUACGGAAGUGGUGACUCUGCGAAAUAAUCUAACAAAGGCCACCGCCAGUCAACAAGAGAUGGAGGUUAAAAAAGAAAAGGCAAUGGAAACCAUAUCUCAGGUAAUGGAGACACUCAACAUCACCAUUUGCAUUUAUAGGUGUUUAUUGUUAAUCAACUUAAUGACAACAAAUUGAACAAGUAUAAACCAAAAAAAACGUGUUCUUGGUUGAACAGAGAACUCAAUAGGAUUUUUUUUAAAUGUAGCAUUACAUCUUAAACAUCACAUUUAAAAAAAAAUAUUGCGCAUUUGCUUUAACGUCACUUAACUGGCAGGUAGGGCAUUAGUUAUUAGGUAGGUAUUAUGGCCAUACACUUGGUAGUGAUCUGGAACCUGACUCUGUAAUUGUUGAUCAUUUCAGUCCUCAUUCCCAUUCAGUUGCAAAUACACCAGUACGCUUUAUUUGCUGGACAGUGUGUCCACAAGUCUUGGCACAUCCAGUUAUAAAUUGACUGGGGCCUUAGCAUAUAGUAAGUACACUCCAGUGCCCACUACCUCCUGGAAUACUUGCUACUAACGACAUCGUUUUGAUCCUGUAUCCUGUCCACCACAGCUCCAGCAAGACAUCCAAGUCCGUCAGAACGAGUGCUCGCGGGAGACACGGCGGAAGGAGAAGCUGGAGAAGGAAGUGAAGCAGCUACACACGGACCUGGACGCCAAGCAGUCGGACAUCAAAGUGCUGAACCUGCAGAGCCAGCGCAGCAAAGAGGAGCAGCAGAGGCUGGAGCAGCAGCUGCGGGAGCAGAAGGUGAGGCCGUGACCAGGGGGGAUGACGUUACACCCUCCCUGUCCACCGGUCCUCUCCCUUCCCGUUCAUCCUCCAAUCUUUUCACAGAUGAGCACCAACUUGAGAGACGGUGCCAGUCGUACACACAUGGAAUACAACUUUUACAUGUAUGCUGUAGGGGGUUUAGAUUUAAAGUGGGAUUUGAUUUGUGCCGUUUGUCCCAACGCAGAUUCUCAAUGAGCGGGCCACAAAGGAGCUGGAGCAACUGCAAGUGAGAAACACCAAACUCCAGCAGGAGAAUGAACAGAAUGCCCUGAGUAUGGAGCAGCUCUCCCUCGACACUCAACAAAGGGCAUCUGACCUAAAGGUAUGCGUGUGCAUGUGUGCGUGUGCGUGUGCGCGCGCGUGUGUGUGAGAAGCUCCACAGGUGACAGACAUCCAUAGAGAGCCCUCACAAAGUGCUGCCUACUGUUGAUCGAAACAUCAUGCCAGUAAAACCUUAUUUUAAUCAUGGGACCACAUGGUUGUUUUUUGGCUGUUUUUCGCAAACCAUUGCAUGUCAGCGCAUAUGGGCCCAUAUUCACAAAGUGUGGCAAAGUAGGAGUGCUUAUCUAGAAUCAGUGUUGCCUUUUCAAUCGUAAUCAAAUCAAAUCAAAUUUCUUGGACAGGGAGAGAGAGAAGGGAGGGAAAAAUGAAGAAACAAUCUUAUCCCAAACCACUGCAAACUUGUCUUUCCUCAAACAAAUCCUGUUGAGAAUGGAGUGGCCUCUUCCUGAACUGUUAUCAGAGAGACAACGAAAAUUGGACAGGAGCCCUAAUGCCAGCAACACAAUAAAUACCUAUUCUCUCUCGCUCUCCCUCCCUCUCUGACACCCCACCCCACUUUCUCUCGCUCUCCUUCCUCUUUCUCUUACUCCCUCCUUUUGUUCCCCCCUCCUCAGAUGAAGGAGGAGGAGGUGAAUCAGAUGCGUCAGGAGAUUGCCAAACUAACAAAGAUGAGAGAGGCCACUCAGCGGAAGUUCCGACAGACGGAGGAUCAGAAGUUGGAAGUGGAGCAGCAGAGGGACAUGCUGAAAAACCAGAUCGCUGGCCUGGAGAGAGGCAAGGAUACACACACCCGCACAUGCACACCCUAUCUUGCACUGACUCUAUGCACACUCACAAGACUAUAUACAGUGGGGAGAAUAAGUAUUUGAUACACUGCCGAUUUUGCAGGUUUUCCUACUUACAAAGCAUGUAGAGGUCUGUAAUUUCUAUCAUAGGUACACUUCAACUGUGAGAGACGGAAUCUAAAACAAAAAUCCAGAAAAUCACAUUGUAUGAUUUUUAAGUAAAUCAUUUGCAUUUUAUUGCAUGACAUAAGUAUUUGAUACAUCAGAAAAGCAGAACUUAAUAUUUGGUACAGAAACCUUUGUUUGCAAUUACAGAGAUCAUACGUUUCCUGUAGGUCUUGACCAGGUUUGCACACACUGCAGCAGGGAUUUUGGCCCACUCCUCCAUACAGAUCUUCUUCAGAUCCUUCAGGUUUCGGGGCUGUCGCUGGGCAAUACGGACUUUCAGCUCCCUCCAAAGAUUUUCUAUUGGGUUCAGGUCUGGAGACUGGCUAGGCCACUCCAGGACCUUGAGAUGCUUCUUACGGAGCCACUCCUUAGUUGCCCUGGCUGUGUGUUUCGGGUCGUUGUCAUGCUGGAAGACCCAGCCACGACCCAUCUUCAAUGCUCUUACUGAGGGAAGGAGGUUGUUGGCCAAGAUCUCGCGAUACAUGGCCCCAUCCAUCCUCCCCUCAAUACGGUGCAGUCGUCCUGUCCCCUUUGCAGAAAAGCAUCCCCAAAGAAUGAUGUUUCCACAUCCAUGCUUCACGGUUGGGAUGGUGUUCUUAGGGUUGUACUCAUCCUUCUUCUUCCUCCAAACACGGCGAGUGGAGUUUAGACCAAAAAGCUCUAUUUUUGUCUCAUCAGACCACAUGACCUUCUCCCAUUCCUCCUCUGGAUCAUCCAGAUGGUCAUUGGCAAACUUCAGACGGGCCUGGACAUGCGCUGGCUUGAGCAGGGGGACCUUGCGUGCGCUGCAGGAUUUUAAUCCAUGACGGCGUAGUGUGUUACUAAUGGUUUCCUUUGAGACUGUGGUCCCAGCUCUCUUCAGGUCAUUGACCAGGUCCUGCCGUGUAGUUCUGGGCUGAUCCCUCACCUUCCUCAUGAUCAUUGAUGCCCCACGAGGUGAGAUCUUGCAUGGAGCCCCAGACCGAGGGUGAUUGACCGUCAUCUUGAACUUCUUCCAUUUUCUAAUAAUUGCGCCAACAGUUGUUGCCUUCUCACCAAGCUGCUUGCCUAUUGUCCUGUAGCCCAUCCCAGCCUUGUGCAGGUCUACAAUUGUAUCCCUGAUGUCCUUACACAGCUCUCUGGUCUUGGCCAUUGUGGAGAGGUUGGAGUUUGUUUGAUUGAGUGUGUGGACAGGUGUCUUUUAUACAGGUAAUGAGUUCAAACAGGUGCAGUUAAUACAGGUAAUGAGUGGAGAACAGGAGGGCUUCUUAAAGAAAAACUAACAGGUCUGUGAGAGCCGGAAUUCUUACUGGUUGGUAGGUGAUCAAAUACUUAUGUCAUGCAAUAAAAUGCAAAUUAAUUACUUAAAAAUCAUACAAUGUGAUUUUCUGGAUUUUUAUAUUCCGUCUCUCACAGUUGAAAUGUACCUAUGAUAAAAAUGACAGACCUCUACAUGCUUUGUAGGUAGGAAAACCUGCAAAAUCGGCAGUGUAUCAAAUACUUGUUCUCCCCACUGUACACACACUCACUCACACACACACUAACUACACUGACACUCUCACACUAAACCCACACACAUUCACAUGCACUACAUGUGCACACACACACAUAACACAGGCACACGCACAUACAUAUACACACACGUACACACACUUUUACACUCAUCAUAUGCUGCUGCUACUCUGUUCUUUGUUUUAUUAUUAUAUAUCCUGAUGCCUAGUCACUUUACCCUGCCUUCAUGUACAUAUCUACCUCAAAUACCUCGUACCCCUGCACAUUGAUCUGAUGCUGGUACUUCCUGUAUAUAGCUCCAUUCUUGUGUAUUUUAUUCCUCUUGUGUUACUAUUUAUUUUAUUUUUUACUCUGCAUCUUUGGGAAGGGCUCGUAAGCAAGCAUUUCACGGUAAAGUCUACACCUGUUGUAUUUGGCACGUGACAAAUAAAAUUUGAUUUGAUUUCAACAUGCACACACACGCAUAACUAAACAGACACGAAUACACAUGCCCGCACAAAUGUACACUACCGUUCAAAAGUUUGGGGUCACUUAGAAAUGUCCUUGUUUUUGAAAGAAAAGCAUUUUUGUUGUCUAUUAAAAUAACAUCAAAUUGAUCAGAAAUACAGUGUAGACAUUGUUAAUGUUGUAAAUGGCUAUUGUAGCUGGAAACGGCUGAUUUUUUAUGGAAUAUCUACAUAGGCGUACAGAGGCCCAUUAUCAGAAACCAUCAGCCCUGUGUUCCAAUGGCACGUUGUGUUUGCUAAUCCAAGUUUAUCAUUUUAAAAGGCUAACUGAUCAUUAGAAAACCCUUUUGCAAUUAUGUUAGCACAGCUGAAAACUGUUGUGCUGAUUAAAGAAGCAAAUACCUAGGUGUCUGGUUAGACUGUAAACUAUCCUUCCAGACUCACAUUAAGCAUCUCCAAUCCAAAGUUAAAUCUAGAAUCGGCUUCCUAUUUCGCAACAAAGCCUCCUUCACUAAUGCUGCCAAACAUGCCCUCGUUAAACUGACUAUCCUACCGAUCCUUGACUUCGGCGAUGUAAUUUACAAAAUAGCCUCCAACACUCUACUCAGCAAAUUGGAUGUAGUCUAUCACAGUGCCAUCCGUUUUGUCACCAAAGCCCCAUAUACUACCCACCACUGUGACCUGUACACUCUUGUUGGCUGGUCCUCACUACAUAUUCGUCGCCAAACCCACUGGCUCCAGGUCAUCUAUAAAUCACUGCUAGGCAAAUCCCCGCCUUAUCUUAGCUCAUUGGUCACCAUAGCAACACCCACCCGUAGUAUGCACUCCAGCAGGUAUAUCUCAAUGGUCAUCCCCAAAGCCAACACUUCCUUUGGCCGCCAUUCCUUCCAGUUCUCUGCUGCCAAUGACUGGAACGAACUGCAAAAAUCUCUGAAGCUGGAGACUCUUAUCUCCCUCACUAACUUUAAGCAUCAGUUGUCAGAGCACCUUACCGAUCACUGCACCUGUACACGGCCCAUCUGAAAUUAGCCCACCCAACUACCUCAUCCCCAUAUUGUUAUUUAUUUUGCUCAUUUGCACCCCAGUAUCUCUAUUUGCACAUCAUCUCUUGCACAUCUAUCAUUCCAGUGUUAAUACUAAAUUGUAAUUAUUUUGCACUAUGGCCUAUUUAUUGCCUUACCUCCAUAACUUGCUACAUUUGCACACAAUGUAUAUACAUUUUCUGUUGUGUUUUUGACUUUAUGUUUUGUUUACCCCAUAUGUAACUCUGUGUUGUUGUUUUUUAUCGCACUGCUUUGCUUUAUCUUUGCCAGGUUGCAGUUGUAAAUGAGAACUUGUUCUCAACUGGUUUACCUGGUUAAAUAAAGGUGAAAUAAAAAAAAUGGCCUUCUUGAGACUAGUUGAGUAUCUGGAGCAUCAGUAAUUGUGGGUUCAAUUACAGAAUCAAAAUGGCCAGAAACAAAUAACUUUCUUCUGAAACUCGUCAGUCUAUUCUUGUUCUGAGAAAUGAAGGCUAUUCCAUGCGAGAAAUUGCCAAGAAACUGAAGUUGCAAAGAAAAAGUCUAGUGUCUGUGUUCUUUUUCCCAUCUUAAUAUUUUCUUUGCCACUCUGCCUAGGUCAGCAUCCCGGAGUCGCCUCUUCACUGUUGACGUUGAGACUGGUGUUUUGCGGGUACUAUUUAAUGAAGCUGCCAGUUGAGGACCUGUGAGGCGUCUGUUUCUCAAACUAGACCCUCUAAUGUAUUUGUCCUCUUGCUCAGUUGUGCACCAGGGCAUCCCACUCCUCUUUCUAUGCUGGUUAGAGCCAGUUUGCGCUGUUCUGUGAAGGGAGUAGUACACAGCGUUGUACGAGAUCUUCAGUUUGUUGGCAAGUUUUCGCAUGGAAUAGCCUUCAUUUCUCAGAACAAGAAUAGACUGACGAGUUUCAGAAGAAAGGGCUUUGUUUCUGGCCAUUUUGAUCCUGUAAUCAAACCCACAAUUGCUGAUGCUCCAGAUACUCAACUAGUCUCAAGAAGGCCAGUUUUAUUGCUUCUUUAACCAGCACAAAAGUUUUCAGCUGUGCUAACAUAAUUGCAAAAGGGUUUUCUAAUGAUCAGUUAGCCUUUUAAAAUGAUAAACUUGGAUUAGCAAAUACAACGUGCCAUUGGAACACAGGACUGAUGGUUGCUGAUAAUGGGCCUCUGUAUGCCUAUGUAGAUCUUCCAUAAAAAAUCAGCCGUUUCCAGCUACAAUAGCCAUUUACAACAUUAACAAUGUCUACACUGUAUUUCUGAUCAAUUUGAUGUUAUUUUAAUAGACAACAAAAAUGCUUUUCUUUCAAAAACAAGGACAUUUCUAAGUGACCCCAAACUUUUGAAUGGUAGUGUAUGCCGGGAGACACACAGAAAUAUCUUGGUUGACACUUAAACACUCCUCUGCUCUGUUCCACUCUUCACUGUCAAAAGCACUCUUUUUGACAGGAAGAUGCCAUUUUUCCUUAUCUUUUAGUAACUCAGAAAAUAUUAAAUGUAGUGGUUACAUUGUGGUGGGGUUUGUGUGCAAGGUACAUCAAUUGUGUAUACAGAAUGUCUAUCAUUCUCUCUCACUCAAAAACAACAUGAACAUGAACCCCACCACAUGAAUGUUGUGAACAGAAAUGGAGUCCUCCAAAAAGCAGAUGGAGAUUGACAAGAAAGGCAUUGACGAACUGGUGCGGGAAAGAGACAUCCUGAACAAGGUAUGUAUGUAGAGAAUAAUAUAAUUUAGCAGACACUUUUAUCUAAAGCAACUUGCAGAACUGUCAACAUUGACAGUGACACACAUCCAGUAUGUAUCCCAUGCAGAAAUCAAACCGACAACCCCGGCAUUGCCAGCACCUAAUGCUACAUGACAUUAUGUGUAUAGCCUAUGUUGUUUCGUUAUUUGCGGGUCUUGUUUUGUAUGAUUUGUUUCAUUAGACACCUCCUAAUGUGACUAAUGUGCACCAAACACACUCUCAUCUGCUCACAACCACAAUUGUGAAAGUGUGUGUUUGUGCAUGUACAUUUGUGUCUGUGUGUGUGUGUGUGUCUGUUUAUUGGUUUGUUUUGUGUGUGUUUGCAUGCACAUUUGUGUGUGUACAUUGUAGAACAUGAUCAAGGCAGCCAAUGCCACGGAGAAGCAGCUGAAUGUAGUGAAGCUCCAUGAGCAGUCCAAGAAGAACCUGGACCAGGAGAUCAUGAACUACCGCGACGAGGCCCAGAAGCAGCGCAAGAUCAUCUACCAGCUAGAGAAGGAGCGUGACCGCUAUAUCAACGAGGCCAGCGACCUCACACACAAGGCAGGUCAAGGUGCACUAAGAUAACUCAGGGAUGGGGGGAGAGACCAGGGUCCUCAUUUAUAAAUGCUGCGUAUGUACAAAAUAUAACAUUUCCCCUGCAAAACAAAACAUGCACCAGUUUUCACUGCAUUUAUAAAAACUGAACUUGCCUGGAGAAUGUGCUUACCUCCACGCAAAGUUCAGACCAUGCAAACGCACUACUUCUUGUUACUUCUAGUAAUUAUUGCAUUGCAAGCAGGCAAGUAAGUACUUUAUGCAAAUGAGGAAUGGUUAGGAUGACACGCUAUUCAUAAAACAGCAACAACAGGAAAACAUAAUGACAAAACAAAUGCAGCUAUUUGUCGUUAGGAAGAAGAGCGAACAUCUAUUUAUUUUAUCCUUGCAAUCUAAAAUUAUAAAUAGGAAUUAUUUAACCUUUAUUUAGGCAGGGGAGACAAAACCAAGCAAUUAAAAGCAGUUUUUCUUAAAUCUGUGGUGACAAAAGGAGUUUCAAGAUUUAGCCUUCCCUGUGAACGGGUAUGGUAUCUCGUACUUCUAUAGGUUAGUAACGACAAAGACAGUACAGUAUGAAGAUAGGCAGAAACUGUUUCUCCAAUAGAAAUCCCAGAUCACACUUGUAGGCGAUGUCAUGGCGACGUUGGCUAGUUAAGCUCAUGCGUAUAAACACGUUAUCGGGUCGAACUGCGCAUGUGCAGUCCAUCAAAUCAAAGGUACUCCUUCAAUAUAAACUUGUUUUUGACGAAAAUGAAAAUGUGUCAGUUUGUCACGUUCACGAGGUUGAAGUAGUAACAUGUUCGUACUACUCUACGUCUGAAUCAUAAAAUAUAAUCUCAUUCUAGUUCUGUGGUUUGAAUACUGUAAUAAAAAAAUUCUCGAGUAGACACUGUUUCAGAAUUAAGGACAGUGCAGCAUAUUUAGGUUGCGGGAAAAAGUCCAUGCAAAACAUUGUUGAAUUAAAAUGUUCUGCUAACAGGUCCACAACAAUUUGUCAUGGUUUAUUUAUUUCAGAAACUGUCACAGUCCUUUGCCCAAUACAGCAAAUGUCACAGCAGAAGAUUAAAACAUUGUGGCAACAUCUCCAAAACAUUUGAUAAAAUGUGCCAUUGCUUUUGUUUGGUGAAACUGUAAUGGCUUAAUUUCAAUAUACUUAUUAUGUGGUCCUCUGUAGCUCAGCUGGUAGAGCACGGCGCUUGUAACGCCAAGGUAGUGGGUUCGAUCCCCGGGACCACCCAUACACAAAAAAAAUGUAUGCAUGCAUGACUGUAAGUCGCUUUGGAUAAAAGCGUCUGCUAAAUGGCAUAUUAUUAUUAUUAUACAGCAAAUAGGGUUGUUAUUUAUCACCAUAAAAGGUGAAUGAAGGGCGUUUUCCAGGCGAAUAAAUAAUGCUCAUUCACAUGCGCAUAGUUUCAGGACGGGGCUGAUUUAUAGUGAGAAACAUGUAUGUGUGGCAUAUGGCAAGUUUAUAAAUCUCAAUAUUUUUAUAAGUACACAUUCUUUUCAGAAAUGGGUUAAGCAGAUAUUUAGUGUGAAAUUUACACAACGCUUAUCAAUGAGGCCCCCAGAGUGCUGGCAGGUCUCCCCUGUCCAUGUAAUCUUAUUCAUUGUGAUCUAAAGGGCAUAGCUGAUCUUAAAUCCACGUUGGAUACAUUCAGCCCCAGGGAUUUAGGCUCAGUUACAUACUGUACCAGUAAUGUAGCACUAGCAUUAAUGUUGAUGAAGCAGAGAAAAUGGGAGGGAACUCCAUUUGAACAUUGCAGAUGAGAUAAUGUGAUAUGCGACAUGUGUUGCAACAGACAAAGCAUCUUUACAUAUGUUGAUGAGGUGGAGAAAAUGGUAAGGAACUUAAUUUGAACAUUGCAGUAUAUCAUUUAGGACUACAACAUGCCGGUAUUGUGUCUAGGUUGUGUUAUAUAAACAGCUAGCUAUCAGCUUCUGGUUACGCAAGCCCAAGUCUUCUAUUAAGUCCCAAACUAAACCCCCUCUUGGGAUGAUCCUCUGUUCCCUUGUUCCUUUUCUUCCACAGGUGCUCCAACACAUGGAGGACAUUAAAAUGAGGGAGAUGCAGAUCUUUGAGUACAAGAAGAAGAUUGCAGAGGCAGAGACCAAGCUCAAACAGCAGCAGAACCUCUACGAGGCUGUCCGAUCUGAUCGGAACCUCUACAGCAAGAACCUUAUCGAAGCUCAGGUUGGAUUUACAUAUGAUCAGUCAGUCAGUUGUGUAGGCAGGCGGGUGAUUGUCCGGUCUGUCGAUCGGUCAGUCUACUCGCUCGCUUGCUCACCCAUUCAGUCAUUCACUCACUCACUCACUCACUCUCCACCCUCUCUUUCAGGAUGAGAUCACAGAGAUGAAGAGGAAACUGAAGAUCAUGAACCAUCAGAUUGACCAGCUAAGGGAGGAGAUCAACGGCAAAGAGUCUGCCCUGGUCAAGGAGCACCUGGAGUUCCAGCGAGUGGAGAAAGAGAAGGAGGCUCUGAAGGUAAUUUACUAUGCCGUGCUCACUGUGAGUGGCUAAAGUGGCUACUGUGCAAAUGUACUUUUUAGUCUGGGAACCCAUUGGUGUAACUAGUCAUGAGAGAAAGGAUGGUUGUAAUUCAGCAUUUCGUUUUACUCAAAUAUUAACACCAACCUGCUUUAGCUUUUUCAAUCACAUCAGUGUGACACACUCCCCACCAGCAUGACACCCAUCCUGCCAAAUGGCACCUUAUUAUAGUGCACUACUUUUGACCAAGGCCCAAAGUCUGUUUUCUUUUUUUUUACCUGGCUGCCCUCAAAGGCUAGCCUCCCCUCAUUUACCUAAUUUUCAAAUGGCACAAUUAAAACCAGUUUGAUUUUAAGUGUAGGCCGUCUUUCCAUUCCUCCUAUAGGCCGAACUCCAGAAGAUGAAGCAGCAGGCUCAGGAGACAAAGCAGUUUAUCGACAAUCAGGAGGCCGAGGAGAGAAAGCUGCUCAAGAUCAUAGCCGACGCAGAUGCUGAGCGGCUCAGACAGAAGAAAGAAUUGGAUCAGGUAAGGGACAGAGAGAGGGGUGGAAAGGUGGCUCCCUGCUUUCACUGAAAACUCACUGCCCAUUCAAAGAGACACAUAGUACUGUCAUAGUGAUAAAAUAGUGCUUAAUAAAGGGGCAGGUCGUUCCCGUAGAGGCCUGGGAUGGACAGAGAUGUUGUCAUCAGCCAGCAGAUCUGUCAUGCCGUUGCGGUCUCACAUCACAUGGGUCAAAAACAUUGUGUUGAUGAGGCUGCAGAAUGCGACAGAGGUGCAGCUUUUCAUUUAUUUCUAAUGAGGUUUGUAUUUGAAUGGAUGAGACCAAGUAGAAAUGUAGAGCAUGCUAUGGUAUGUUGUCACCACCAUGAAUCUUUUUUCAAGACUUUCUAGGAAAUAGCAGUUCAUUUAGCAGGUCAUCUACCAGUAUCACAAGGGGCCAAUAUCACAUUUGUAUUUUAUUUAUUGUAUUUUUGUUGUUUGCUCUUUUGCCAUCACCGUCGUGUAGGUGAUCAGCGAGCGAGACAUCCUUGGCACUCAGCUGGUGCGACGAAACGACGAGCUGGCCCUCCUCUACGAGAAGAUCAAGAUCCAGCAGUCCAUGCUGAACAAGGGAGAGAUCCAGUACAACCAGAGGGUGGAGGACAUCCGCCUCCUCAAGAUGGAGAUCAAGAAACUCAGACGAGAGAAGGGCAUCCUGGCCAAGACUGUGGCUAACGUGGAAGACUUAAGGUGAGAUUGAGAGAGGAAGAGAGAGAGGGAGUAAGAGGGUGAGAAAGUGAGCCGGCGAGACAGAGAGGGAGGGAGACGCUGAUGUAGACAGAGAGAAGGGGGGACAUAGGGAAACAGAGAAAGAUCGAGACCCUGCCCUGAACGUCUAGCACCCAAAGUCAUACUGAAUUAAUGUAUAACCAAUUUAUCCCGUACUUUGGUUUUGCAGCUGGUGGCUACCAGUAUGAUUAAAGGAAAAUUCCACCCAAAAACUAUAUUUUAGUAUUUGUUUCAUUAGUCCAUUGUUGACAUAAUCCCAAAAUGUUUUGCUUAUCAGCAAUCAAGUUUUCAAGAUAUCUAACUUUCAAAAUACAGAAAUCAUCCACGUAUGAUGCAUUUUGAUGCAAAAUGCAGCAUAUGAUGAAACAAAUUCCAAAAUAUAGUUUUUGGUUGGAGUUUUCCUUUAACCGCUGUUAGGUUCUAAGAUUCUGGUAGAAAUUCCAGUUGGACUCUGAAGAAAGCUAGAUUUAUUAAACCACACUGGGUCAUACAGCUGCAAAGACAAGAUAUGACGAUACAAGCACAUAUAUUUAUAACCUCCUACUAGGCGGGGUCAACUCCUUACACAUCUUGACAGCCAAUACAUCUAUGUUGCUAGGCAGGAACUUAAUUGGUUCCUCUCAACUGGUGUAGUCAUGGCCCUGCUUGAUGCUAGAACCUUCGUAGGCAUGGAAGUGUAUGUUUGUGAGAUAGGACUGUAGUAGGAGGGUCGUUGGGGUGGGCCCCUCUGGCUCCCCUCCCAGAGGUUUCUUCUCACUUCUUCUGUUGACUUGACCUCGAGCGGAAUUCCUCGCUCCUCCCUAGUUCUGUAGCUGGCCUGCCUUAUCAAAGACUAACUGUUGCCCUUCUCCUCCCUCAGUAACUUUCCAUACACAUUCCUUAUUCACACUUCAUUGACACAGAACAUAAACAGUUAUCAUACAUGUAACAUAAUCAAUAAGUUCUUAUAUAGUGACAGGAAUAAGUAUAUUUUAAGUUAGUACCGAACACCGUUCAAAGAGAGCAGCGCACUGAAAUCAUAAUCAAUUUCUGUAAAUUAUGCACUAUUCUUAAUAACCUUUCAUUUUACAUUAUUUCAUUAUUUAAAUUGUUUUUGUGGUACAAAAGUGCACAGAUCUGUGCAGCAGGACUAUUUCUGCAUUGCUCAGUUUACAUUGCUGUCUCAUCCACUAUUGGCAUUAAUUUGCUUUAUUGUGAACCUGUUGAUAUCUGCAACCCACAAAAGGUUACCAUAGUGGCAUUUGCUGGACAUCUGCCAUGAACAAAACAUUGAAUUGAUACAGGCUUGCCAAUGUUUUUACAUCCUUAAUGAUUAACGAAAAUAGUGAAAUUGAAGUCUGUUUUCAAUCUAUGCCCCACUUGUAUUUGUUGUCAUUAAAUAUGUGAGGAGGAAAUACCAUGACAUUUGAUGGCAUUUUGUGGGUUUUGUGACAGACGUGAGGUUUACCACAUGCAGAGGGAGCUGCUCAAAGAGAGGACAAGGUGCAGAGCCUUGGAGGAGGAGCUGGAGAAUCCUAUGAAUGUACAUCGUUGGAGAAGGCUGGAGGUGUGUGUGUUACUGUGUGUGACUGUGUGUGUGUAUAUUUUGUGAGUGCAUGGGCUCAAAAACAUUUAGACCUGUUUCAGUACAUUUACUUUUACUGUAUACCUACUCUCUUAGGGACAUGAACUUCUUAAUGCUUCAGCCUAGCUCCUGUGAGACAUAGCCAGAGAACUUGUUUAGGGUUAUGCAUUAAUGCCUCUUAUUUGACUUUCCUCAGGCCAGCGAUCCAAGCACCUACGAGUUGAUCCAGAAGAUUCACUCUUUACAGAGGCGUCUGAUAACCAAGAGCGAGGAGGUGGUGGAGAAAGAGCUUUUAUUACAGGUAAACCCCAGAUAAAUCUGUCUCAUCCUAUUGGCUACCCAAACACCAGGUGCUCCCACAAGGAAUGGGUUGGGUCACAGCAGAAAUCAAUGGCAGCCUGGGAGAAUUUGUUCACUACUUCAUAACUUUCAGAAAUUAGCGUGGACUGCAUACACUGAGUAUACCAAACAUUAGGAACACCUUCCUAAUAUUGAGUUGCAACCCCCCGUUUUGCCCUCAGAACAGCCUCAAUUCGUCGGGGCAUGGACUCUACAAGGUGUCGAAAGCGUUCCACAGAGAUGCUGGGCAAUGUUGACUCCAAUGCUUCCCACAGUUGUGUCAAGUUGGCUGGAUGUCCUUUGGGUGGUGGACCAUUCUUGAUACACAUGGGAAACUGUUGAGCGUGAAAAACCCAGCAACGUUGCAGUUCUUGACACAAACCUGUGCGCCUGACACCCACUACCAUACCCCGUUCAAAGGCAUUUAAAUAUUUUGUCUUGCCCAUUCACCCUCUGAAUGGCACACAUACACAAUCCAUGUCUCAAUUGUCUCAAGGCUUAACAUCCUUUAAAACCUUUUCCAGCAGUCAAAUGACCUAGUGCCCUCAUGGGUGGAAUGUUAUUAAUAUUUUUCAUAAUUUCAUAAUUAAUAAACAUUCCGGUGUUUCUAUGUCAAACUAUUUCGCUAUAUUUCAGUCUUCUGUGACGUAUAUAAAGUGUAAUAUUGGGAUGCAAACUCAAAAUGUUAUACAUUUCAACUCUAUAUCUGACAUUUUUUUUGUAAGGCCAUAACCAUGUGUGUGAGGUGUAUACUUUUGUUUCAAAGUAUAUUUGUUUAAGACUACCAAGAAACACUCAGAUUUAGCCCACUGCAGUAAAAUAUUAACCUGUCUCCUCUCCUUCAUCUACACUGAUUGAAGUGGAUUUAACAAGUGACAUCAAUAAGGGAUCAUAGCUUUCAGCUGGAUUCACCUGGUCAGUCUAUGUCAUGGAAAGAGCAGGUGUUCUUCAUUUUUUAUAUACUCAGUGUUGAUACAGUAUGCAAAAAUGUACAGUCGGAAGUUUACAUACACUUAGGUUGGAGUCAUUAAAACUAGUUUUUCAACAACUCCACAAAUUCCUUGUUAACAAAGUAUAGUUUUGGCAAGUCGGUUAGGACAUCUACUUUGUGCAUGACACAAGUAAUUUUACCAACAAUUGUUUACAGACAGAUUAUUUCACUUAUAAUUCACUAUAUCACAAUUCCAGUGGGUCAGAAGUUUACAUACACUUAGUUGACUGUGCCUUUCAACAGCUUGGAAAAUUCCAGAAAAUGAUGUCAUGGCUUUAGAAGCUUCUGAUAGGCUAAUUGACAUAAUUUGAGUCAAUUGGAGGUGUACCUGUGGAUGUAUUUCAAGGCCUACCUUCAAACUCAGUGCCUCUUUGCUUGACAUCAUGGGAAAAUCUAAAGAUAUCAGCCAAGACCUCAGAAAAAAAAUGUAGACCUCCACAAGUCUGGUUCAUCCUUGGGAGCAAUUUCCAAAUGCCUGAAGGUACCACGUUCAUCUGUACACACAAUAGUACGCAAGUAUAAACACCAUGGGACCACGCAGCCGUCAUACCGCUCAGGAAGGAGACGUGUUCUGUCUCCUAGAGAUAAACGUACUUUGGUGCAAAAAGUGCAAAUCAAUCCCAGAACAACAGCAAAGGACCUUGUGAGGAUGCUGGAGGAAACAGGUACAAAAGUAUCUAUAUCCACAGUAAAACGAGUCCUAUAUCGACAUAACCUGAAAGGCCGCUCAGCAAGGAAGAAGCCACUGCUCCAAAACCGCCAUUAAAAAGCCAGACUACGGUUUGCAACUGCACAUGGGGACAAAGAUCGUACUUUUUGGAGAAAUGUCCUCUGGUUUGAUGAAACAAAAAUUGAACUAAUUGGCCAUAAUGACCAUCGUUAUGUUUGGAGGAAAAAGGGGGAUGCUUGCAAGCCGAAGAACACCAUCCCAACCGUGAAGCACGGGGGUGGCAGCAUCAUGCUGUGGGGGUGCUUUGCUGCAGGAGGGACUGGUGCACUUCACAAAAUAGAUGGCGUCAUGAGGAAGGAAAAUUAUGUGGAUAUAUUGAAGCAACAUCUCAAGACAUCAGUCAGGAAGAUAAAGCUUGGUCACAAAUUAGUCUUCCAAAUGGACAAUGACCCCAAGCAUGCUUCCAAAGUUGUGGCAAAAUGGCUUAAGGACAACAAAGUCAGGGUAUUGGAGUGGCCAUCACAAAGCCCUGACCUCAAACCUAUAGAAAAUGUGUGGGCAAAACUGAAAAAGCAUGUGUGAGCAAGGAGGCCUACAAACCUGACUCAGUUACACCAGCUCUGUCAGGAGGAAUGGUCCAAAAUUCACCCAACUUAUUUUGGGAAGCUUGUGGAAGGCUACCCGAAACGUUUGACCCAAGUUAAACAAUUUAAAGGCAAUGCUACCAAAUACUAAUUGAGUGUAUGUAAACUUUUGACCCACUGGGAAUGUGAUGAAAGAAAUAAAAGCUAAAAUAAAUCAUUCUCGCUACUAUUAUUCUGACAUUUCACAUUCUUAAAAUAAAGUGGUGAUCCUAACUGACCUAAGACUUUGAAUUUUUACUAGGAUUAAAUGUCAGGAAUUGUGAAAACCUGAGUUUAAAUGUAUUUGGCUAAGGUGUAUGUAAACCUCCGACUUCAACUGUAGAUAAUGGGUGGGUCGAGAGCUGGUAAGGAAGCGCCCAGUGGGAUGUGUGCACGUUUUUAAAGAGCCCAUCCCUGACUGAAUGUUUGGCUGCGUGGCGUCACCUGUCUCUUCCGCUUAAAUGCUCAGGAGAAGGAGAAACUGUACGUGGAGCUGAAGCAUAUUCUGGCCCGUCAGCCUGGACCGGAGGCAGCCGAGCAGCUUCAGAUCUACCAGCAGACACUGAGGCAGAAGACAAAACAGCUCAAGGUCCUCUGUGCCUUUCAUCUUAUUUUUGUACAUCCCUCUCUCUCUCCCGAUCUUUCUCAUUCUUUCUCUCUCUCCCUCCCUCUCUCCCUCAUUUCCACUUCCAAGCAGCUCUGACCACUGGCAGAGAAAUGGCCACUUCAGAUACAGCAGGACCAUGCACAGGCUUGCGAGCCAGGCUCACUGGCCCAGAGUAGCUUUUUCCCUGGCCAUGACAUUUUCAGCUUAGUCAUAUGCUGCUGCUUGAAGUUGAUUUAUAUUAGAUGUCCUUUUAAUCUUCCACAUCCAGGCUUUGUCAUCAGAGCUGAACAUGUACGAGUCCCAGGAACAGGAGUACAAGUACGAGAUUGAGAGACUGGCCCAUGAGCUGCAGAACAUCAAGAAGAAGUACCUCACUCAGAAACGCAAAGAACAGCAGUGCAGGUAAAGAUUACCCUGGUAUAGUACUUACCAACCACCGUAAUCACCCCUGAGCUCAUUCUGGGGUUUCUGAUCCAAACUGAUUUAACUCUACAAGUAGUGGCGAUUUAUCAAAUUAAUUUAAAUGUAUGUUUUUACGCGAUAUUCCAAAUGCCUGUAUCGCAAGAAUCAAGGUUUUGUUCUUUUCCGUUUUUUUAUGAGUGUUUAUAGUGCCUUCGGAAUGUAUUCAGACCCCUUGACUUUUUCCACAUUCUGUUACGUUACAACCUUAUUCUAAAAUGGAUUAAAUAGAUUUUUUUGCUCAUCAAUCUACAAACAAUACCCCAUAAUGACAAAGCAAAAACCGUUUUUUAGAAUUGUUUGCUAAUUUAUUAAAAAAUAUAUAUUUAUAUCACGUUUACAUAAGUAUUCAGACCCUUUACUCAGUACUUUGUUGAAGAACCUUUGGCAGCGAUUACAGCAUCAAGUCUUCUUUGGUAUGACGCUACAAGCUUGGCACACCUGUAUUUGGGGAGUUUCUCCCAUUCUUCUCUGCAUAUCCUUUCUGCAGAUGGUUGUCCUUCUGCAAGAUUCUCCCAUCUCCACAGAGGAGUUUUUGGUCACCUCCCUGACCAAGGCCCUUCUCCCCCGAUUGCUCAGUUUGGCAGGGCGGCCAGCUUUAGGAAGAAUGUUGGUGGUUCCAAAGUUCUUCCAUUUAAGAAUGAUGGAGGCCACUGUGUUCUUGUGGACCUUCAAUGCUGCAGACAUGUUUUGGUACCCUUCCCCAGAUCGGUGCCUCGACACAAAUCUGUCUUGGAGCUCUACGGACAAUUACUUAGACCUCACGCCUUGGUUUUUGCUCUGACAUACACUGUCAACUGUGGGACCUUAUAUAGACUGGUGUGUGCCUUUCCAAAUCAUGUCCAAUCAAUUCAAUUGACCAUAGGUGGACUCUAAUCAAGUUGUAGAAACAUCUCAAGGAUGAUCAAUGAAAACAGGAUGCACCUGAGCUCAAUUUCGAGUCAAAUAGCAAAGGGUCUUAAUACUUAUGUAAAUAAGGUUGUUUUUAAUUUUUUAAUACAUUUGCAAACAUUUCUAAAAACCUGUUUUCACUUUGUCAUUAUGGGGUAUUGUGUGUAGAUGGCAAAAAAAUUAUAAUAUUUAAUCAAUUUUAGAAUAAAGCUGUAACGUAACAAAAUGUGGAAAAAGUCAAGGGGUCUGAAUACUUUCCGAAGGCACUGUAUGUCCACUUGUUUUCAUGUUGUAUUUUUGGUCUCAUCUCCUUCGCUCCUCUGUGCUGUGUGCACCUUCCAAUUUACACCAGAGAUCUGUAUAUAAUGACAAGAUGCACAUCUCCGCCUUAACAAUGGGAGUCGUUGUCCCAAAGGCGGGAAGGCAGGCAACAAGCUUAGGUCAGAAAUAAGCCCAUAGAAACGCAUUGGCCUUAUUUUGGACAGAUUUUAGCGCUUCGCCUCUUCCUCUAUGGUUUACACACACACCAAGCCCCUCUCCCCCUGCCUCUCACGCCAACAAAGUUCAGAGAUCACAUCUUCUCUGACAAGUGGUUUUAACUCGCUAUUUGCAUUUGAGGUUUGGUCCAACAGAAUCGGUCAUAUGGACACCAAAACAUUAUUAUAGAGGAGAAGUUAACUUUUCUAACAAUACCCUUUUUAUGUCUCAACUACUUAAAUUGCACGCAGAGCAGACACUAGUAAAACGAGAGUAUCAAUGAACAUUGAUUCUGGAAAAUGAAUGCUCAGUUUGUCGCACGGGCAUUGGGGUACCGCUAGCAGCAUUUUAGCCCAAGACUGUUAUGCUAGCUAGUCUGUGUUUUAUAAAUGUGCAAUAAGCAUAAAACACAAUUAUAUAAGGAACUGGCAAGGAGACAGGCAGAAGGGUGUGUUCAUAACAAUUCAACUGUUCAACCUUGUUAGCUAGCAAAUAGAUCCAAGUUGGCGAAACAUGAAAUAUAAAGAUUAGCUGGCUAAUCACUAGCACGUGGGCUUGAGAGAUUGUUGAUGAGACCUAUGUUAACUUUCUAUAGACUAAUCCCUGCUACAAGAAGUUUGUAAUUAUUAGUGAAUGUGCAUUAUGCAUGGUUCUAGUAAACAUUUUAACAAAAAAGGGCAUUUUCAGAGACAGACUUGAAAACCAGAUCAGUGAUUAUUGCAAAGAAAAGUAGGUUCAACUAUUUUGAUAAAAUAAUUAAAUUAUGGUUGUGGAAGGCUUAUAUUUAGCCUAGUUAUAACUUCACAAGCCCUGAAUUCAAUAGAUUAUUGUUGAUUGUUUGAAAUGCAGUGUAUUUUACCUUUAAUUGUACAACAACGCUUAUUUAGAGAAAACAUUUUUAAAAUCGUCGAUAUAUAUUGUGAAUCGCCCAUAAGUUUGAAAAAAUCGAGAUAUGAUUUUUAGGCCGUAUGGCCCAGCCCUAUGUACAAGGGUUGCGAAAAUGCAGUGAGUGUGUGCGAAUGCGUGAUCCUAACUGAAGAUGACCUUCAAUGUGAAGUGGGUGAUCAGUGAUGGCUUCAGACAUACCAUAAAUUAUACCACAAAUCCAGUCGCCGUCAGUGUAUGAAAAAUGUAUGCACUCACUAACUGUAAGUCGCUCUGGAUAAGAGCGUCUGCUAAAUGACUAAAAUGUAAAAAAUGUAAAAUGAGAACCGAUCUACGACCACCAUGACUGUGGUGAAGCCGUCAGAAUGUGGAAGGUCGGUGACAAAGUCUUUGGACAGGUGUGACCAAGGUCGCUGAGGCACUGGGAGAGGAACUAGUUUGCCUGCUGGGGCGUGUCACGGUUUCGGCCGAGGCUGCCUCUCUUCCUUGCUCGGGCAGGCUUCGGCGGUCGUCGUCUCCGGAGUACUAGCUGCCACCGUUGAAUGUUUCUAUGUUCGUUUGGUUUUGUCUUGAUUAUGUACACCUGUUUUCGUUUAGCGCUAAUUAGUGUCCUUUAAGUUCUCUUUGUGUUUGUCAGGUGUUGUGUGUGAUUGUUUCGCUGUCGUGUUUGUGCGCUACUGUCUACCGUUUGCUCUUUGUAGCUUUCCUCCUCUGUUUAGGAGGGUAUGAUCGCACAUGUUUAGUGCGCCCUUUUGUUUACGCCUGUGUGCGGUUUUUCUCGCCUCCGGGCUUUUGGCUCGUGUAUUUGAGUGUGCUUUCACUAAAGUCUUUUGGACUUAUUUUCUGCGUCCUGCACCUGAUUCCUGCACCACACCCACCUGCAGCACCCUCUGACAGAAUCACACACCUGAAGGAUGGAAUCAGCAGGAGCCGCAGCAGCACAUGAGACUCUGGAGGAUCGGGUCCGUGAGCAGAAUGACCAGAUCCUUCGUAUCGGGACCGCCCUGCAGGACGUUAUUAACACCCUUCAACGCUGGGAGACCAGAGGGACACCCCCAACUCCACCUCCCCUGCCAUCACCAUCGGCCAGUCAGCCCAUUCAAGCUCCGGAACCCAGGGGAAUUCGACUCUCGCUCCCGAGGGCCUAUGAUGGGACCAGGUGUCAGGGCUUCCUUCUACAGGUGGAGCUUUACCUGGCCACCGUGCACCCGGCACUCUGGACACGAGAGCGUGUCUGCCCUCAUCUCCUGUCUUACCGGCAAGGCGUUGGAAUGGGCCAACGCCGAGUGGAGGAGAAUAGACGCCACCACCAUCACAUACUCUGAGUUCUCCCGCCGCUUCAGGGCGGUGUUUGACCAUCCACCUGAGGGGAAAGCGGCGGGGGAGCGUCUGUUCUACCUCCGGCAGGGGAGGAGGAGCGCCCAGGAGUUCGCUUUAGAAUUCCGUACUCUAGCGGCGGAUGCAGGGUGGAAUGAGCGGGCCCUCAUCGAUCACUACCGCUGUAGUCUACGAGAGGACGUCCGUCGGGAGCUGGCCUGCAGGGAUACCAGUCUCUCUUUCGAUCAGUUAGUGGACAUGUCCAUCAGGCUGGACACCCUGCUGGCUACCCGCGGACGUUCCGAGGGGGGUCCGUCCAUUUCACCCUCCAGCGCCUCCGAGCCGAGCCCUAUGGAGCUUGGGGGCGCUGGCGCUAGAGAGAGGAGGGGUCGGAGUACGAGGGGGCCCGUCUCCUGCACCAACUGUGGCCGUGGAGGACACACCACGGCUAGGUGCUGGGGAUGGUCUCCUAGGGGAGAAGACGACAGGCUCCGCACUGGGGAGUCCUUCCAGGUGAGUAGGCGCCCCACUUACCCAGAGCUCUCUGUUGCGCACUUCUGUAUACCUGUGCGUUUUCUACAGGUAGCACCUCAUUCCCAGCAUAAGGCGCUGGUAGAUUCAGGGAAUUUUGUUGAUAGAAAAUUUUGUUUAGAAUUAGGGAUUCCCCUUCUUCCUGUUGACGUCCCAUUCCCCGUUCAUGCCCUAGAUAGCCGUCCAUUGGGAUCGGGCUUGAUCAGGGAGGUCACGGCGCCACUUAGGAUGUGUGCGCAGGGGGGUCAUGAGGAGAUUAUCCAGCUAUUUCUAAUCGACUCGCCUGCGUAUCCGGUGGUGCUGGGCAUGCCCUGGUUGAGUAUCCAUAACCCGUCUAUUUCGUGGCAGGAGAGGGCUCUGAUGGAGUGGUCUGCCCAGUGUGUGGGUCGAUGUUUAGGCGUUUCCGUGGGGGCUACCUCGGUGGAGAGUCCAAACCAGGUGCCCGCAUUGCACAUUCCCCCUGAGUAUGAGGAUUUGGCUAUUGUGUUCAGUAAGUCGAGGGCGACGCAGUUGCCUCCCCAUAGGCAGGGAGAUUGUGCGAUAGACCUCCAGGCAGGAGCUGCGCUCCCACGGAGCCAUGUGUAUCCUCUGUCUCAGGAGGAGAAGAGAGCUAUGGAGACUUACAUAGACGAAUCUCUGAGACAAGGAUACAUACGGUCAUCCACUUCCCCUGCGUCCUCGAGUUUCUUUUUUGUGAAGAAAAGGGAUGGAGGGUUACGCCCCGUGCAUUGAUUACCGUAGUCUCAAUCAGAUCACGGUGAAGUACAGUUAUCCACUUCCUCUGAUUGCGACCAUGACGGAGUCAUUGCACGGGGCGCGUUUUUUCACUAAAUUAGAUCUCAGGAGCGCGUACAACUUGGUGCGCAUUAGGGAGGGCGAUGAAUGGAAGACAGCAUUUAGUACCACCUCGGGGCAUUACGAGUAUCUUGUCAUGCCAUACGGGUUGAUGAAUGCUCCUUCAGUUUUCCAAUCAUUUGUGGAUGAGAUAUUCAGGGACAUGCAGGGGCAGGGGGUGGUCGUGUACAUAGAUGACAUUCUCGUGUUCUCGUCUACCCGAGUCGAGCAUGUGGCUCUGGUGCGCCGAGUGUUGCGGAGGCUGUUGGAGCACGACCUGUAUGUCAAGGCAGAGAAGUGUCUGUUUUUCCAGGAGUCGAUCUCCUUUUUGGGUUAUCAGUUGUCUGCGUCAGGGGUGAAGAUGGAGGUUGACCGGGUGUCAGCCGUGCGUAAUUGGCAAACGCCAACCACUGUUAAAGAGGUGCAGCAGUUUUUGGGGUUUGCGAAUUACUACCGGAGGUUUAUCCGGGGUUUUGGACAGGUGGCAGCUUCCAUAACAUCUCUUUUUAAGGGGGGUCCGGUGCGUUUGCAGUGGUCAGCCGAGGCGGACAGGGCUUUUGGGAGGCUGAAGGACCUGUUUACUUCGGCUCCGGUGCUGGCGCAUCCGGAUCCCUCUUUACCAUUUCAGGUAGAGGUGGACGCGUCAGAGGCCGGUAUAGGAGCCGUGCUUUCGCAACAGUCCGGCACGCCACCUAAACUCCGCCCCUGUGCCUUUUAUUCCAAAAAGCUCAGUCCGGCGGAGCGAAAUUAUGACGUAGGGGACAGGGAGCUGUUAGCCGUGGUACAGGCCCUAAAGGUGUGGAGGCACUGGCUUGAGGGGGCUCAACACCCUUUCCUCAUUUUGACUGACCACCGUAACCUGGAGUACAUCCGGGCGGCUAGGAGACUGAACCCUCGCCAGGCGCGGUGGAACAUGUUUUUGACCCGGUUCGUAUUUAAGAUCACGUACAUCCCUGGGUCACAGAACGGUAAGGCAGACGCACUGUCUCGGCGGUAUGACACGGAGGAGAGGUCCGUGGAGCCCACUCCCAUACUGCCGGAGUCUUGUCUGGUGGCACCGGUAGUGUGGGAGGUCGAUGCUGAAAUCGAGCGGACGUUGCGCACCGACCCUAGUCCUCCUCAAUGCCCGGAGGGUCGGAAGUACGUUCCGCUCGAGGUUCGGGAUCGAUUGAUCUAUUGGGCUCACACGUCACCCUCCUCUGGACAUCCUGGUAUAGGCCGGACAGUGCACUGCCUUAGUGCUAAGUACUGGUGGCCCACGUUGGCGAGGGAUGUGAGGGUUUAUGUCUCCUCCUGCUCGGUGUGCGCCCAGUGUAAGGCGCCUAGACAUCUGCCUAGGGGUAAGUUACAACCCCUGCCCGUUCCACAACGACCAUGGUCUCACCUCUCGGUGGACUUCAUCACUGACCUUCCCUCCUCACAGGGGAAUACUACUAUACUGGUCGUUGUGGACCGGUUAUCUAAGGCCUGUCGUUUGCUCCCUAUGCUGGGCCUUCCUACUGCCCUACAGACCGCCAAAGCUCUAUUCACCCAUGUUUUCCGGCACUACGGAGUACCCGAGGAUAUUGUGUCUGAUCGAGGUCCCCAAUUCACCUCCAGAGUCUGGAGAGCCUUUAUGGAGCGUUUGGGGGUCUCGGUGAGCCUCACCUCGGGUUACCAUCCUGAGAGUAAUGGGCAGGUGGAACGUGUGAACCAGGAUGUGGGUAGGUUUCUUAGAUCAUACUGCCAGGACCGGCCGGAGGAGUGGGCACGGUACGUUCCCUGGGCAGAAAUGGCCCAGAAUUCCCUACGCCAUUCCUCAACUAACCUAACCCCUUUCCAAUGUGUGUUAGGUUACCAGCCGGUUCUGGCACCUUGGCAGCAGAGCCAGAUCGAGGCUCCUGCGGUGGAUGAGUGGGUACGGCGCUCGGAGGAGACGUGGAACGCUGCACACGUCAACCUGCAGCGGGCCCUCCGUCGUCAAAAGGCGAGCGCCGAUCUCCACCGCAGUGAGGGGCCGGUGUACGCACCUGGUGAUCGAGUCUGGCUCUCUACCAGAAACCUGCCCCUCCGCCUGCCCUGUCGGAAACUGGGUCGGCGGUUUGUGGGGCCGUUUAAAGUCCUGAGAAGAUUGAACGAGGUGUGUUACAGAUUACAACUGCCUAUUGAGUAUAAAAAUAUUAACCCCUCGUUCCAUGUGUCUCUUCUCAGGCCGGUGGUAGCUGGCCCACUCCAGGAAAAUGAGAUCAGGGAGACUCCUCCGCCCCCAUUGGACAUCGAGGGGGCACCGGCGUACUCCGUGCGGUCCAUCUUGGAUUUGAGACGUCGGAUGGGGGGUCUCCAAUAUCUGGUGGAGUGGGAGGGGUACGGCCCGGAGGAACGGUGCUGGGUGCCGAGGAGAGACAUUUUGGACCCGUCUCUCCUGACAGAAUUCCACCGUAGUCACCCGACGCACCCUGCUCCGCGUCCUCCUGGUCGUCCCCGAGGCCGGAGUCGGCGCACGUCUGGAGCCGGGCGUCAAGGGGGGGGUACUGUCACGGUUUCGGCCGAGGCUGCCUCUCUUCCUUGCUCGGGCAGGCUUCGGCGGUCGUCGUCUCCGGAGUACUAGCUGCCACCGUUGAAUGUUUCUAUGUUCGUUUGUUUUUGUCUUGAUUAUGUACACCUGUUUUCGUUUAGCGCUAAUUAGUGUCCUUUAAGUUCUCUUUGUGUUUGUCAGGUGUUGUGUGUGAUUGUUUCGCUGUCCUGUUUGUGCGCUACUGUCUACCGUUUGCUCUUUGUAGCUUUCCUCCUCUGUUUAGGAGAGUAUGAUCGCACAUGUUUAGUGCGCCCUUUUGUUUACGCCUGUGUGCGGUUUUUCUCGCUUCCGGGCUUUUGGCUCGUGUAUUUGAGUGUGCUUUCACUAAAGUCUUUUGGACUUAUUUUCUGCGUCCUGCGCCUGAUUCCUGCACCACACCCACCUGCAGCACCCUCUGACAGGGCGUUACGAGGUGUCUUCUUUGGGCACAUACGGAACAGGAGCUGACAUAGCGGGAGACAUCAGAAGCCAAGGUGGGCCACCAGUAUUUUUGGGCUAGAGAAUGCAGGGUGCGCGUAAUACCAGAGUGCCCUGCCGUAAGGGUGGUAUGCACCCAGAUCAGCAGGCGGUCACGGACACUGGGUCCUCCUGAGCCGCCAGGCAGAUGUCUUCAUCCACAUCCCAAACGACAGGUGCAACGAUGAGAGACGAGGGCAGGAUAGGACCCCCAGAUCCUUCCUUUCUCCGGUAUGGUGCAUCCUGGAGAGUGCGUCGGCCUUCACAUUCUGGGAUCCUGGGCGGUAGGACAGAAUGAAUUGGAAGCGAGUGAGAAAUUGGGCCCACCUGGCUUGACGAGAGUUCAUCCGUUUCGCUGCCCGUAUGUGCUCCAAAUUCCGGUGGUCAGUAAGAAUCCGGAAUGGAUGGACUGCGCCCUCCAGCCAGUGUCUCCAUUCCUCCAGAGCGAGGACCACCGCAAACAGCUCCCUGUCUCCAACUCCAUAGUUCCUCUCUGCGGGGGUAAGCUUUUUAGAGAAAAAGGCACAGGGAUACAUUUUCUCUAGGUUACCGUGCCGCUGGGAGAGGACCGCACCCACGCCCUCCUCCGAUGCGUCCACCUCCAGGAUGAAAGGACGAGAUGGAUCUGGGUGUUUUAGGAUGGGCGCUGUGGUGAACCUCUCCUUCAGCCUAUUGAAGGCAGCAUCAGCCUCAGGGUUCCAGGCCAGCUUCUGAGGCCCACCCUUAAGGAGAGAGGUGAGCGGGCGGCUAUGGAGCUGAGGACCUGAUGAAACGCCGGUAGAAAUUAGCGAAGCCCAGGAAGCUCUGAAGGCCCUUGAUGGUGGUGGGAACUGGCCAUGACCUGACGCCGUCUGUCUUCACUCCUUCCAUGAACACCCCCUGAGGACUGAUCCGGUAUCCCAGGAAGGAGAUGGCCUAUUGGUGGAAUUCGCAUUUCUUCCCCUUCACCAACAGGCUGUGUUCCCGGAGGCAGAGUAGGACAGCUCGGACGUCCCUGAAGUGCUCCUCGAACAUAGCCGAGUAGAUCAGGAUAUCGUCGAUGUACACCACCACCUGUCUACUCAGCAUGUCCCGAAACACGUAAUUGACGAAGGACUGGAACACAGAAGGUGCGUUGGCGAGGCCGUAGGGCAUGACGCAGUAUUCAUAGUGGCCUGAGGUAGUGCUGAAUGCCGUCUUCCACUCGUCUCCUUCCCAGAUUCGGAUCAGGUUGUAGGCACUCCUCAGGUCCAACUUGCUAAAGUACCGGGCCCCUCGUAGCUGCUCGAUGGCCGACGGAACCAGAGGGAGUGGGUACCGGUACUUGGUGGUGACUGCGUUCAGCCCCCUGUAGUCAAUGCAUGGUCUCAGUCCUCUGUAUUUUUUGGCCACGAAGAAGAAGCUGGUGGAGGCAGGAGAGGUAGAGCGUCUGAUGAACCCCUGUUUCAGGGUCUCUGCCACAUACUUCUCCAUGGCCUCAGUCUCCGCCAUGGAAAGGGGGUAAAUGUGACUCUUCGGGGGGUGUUGUCCCUCCAGCAGGUCAAUGGUGCAGUCCUAGGGCCUGUGAGGAGGGAGACACGUAGCCUUUAAUGAAGAGAAGACAUCAGAGAGAUCUGCAUACUCACGUGGAAUGUUGGGCUGGAGGGCAGACUCCGGACUCUCCACUGACGUGGAACAACAACCCACCGGCAGGCAGGUCUUCCGGCAUGAGGUGGACCAGGCUGUGAUCCUCUUGGUGCUCCAAUUGAUGGUGGGGUUGUGUAGUCUGAGCCAGGGCAAUCCCAAAAUGAUCCGGUGAAGGGGUGACGUGACAGUGUGGAAUGACAGCUCCUCGUGGUGCUCCGGUAGUGUGGGAAUGGUGAUGGGGAGAGUGAUGUGCGUAAUGGUGCCUGAGAAGGAAUAACCAGUCACCGUUAUGGGAACUAAAAACAAUGGUUUUGUGAUAGGAGCUGACAUAACACUCACGGAGCGGCGACGGGAGUCAUACCGCCUAGAUAGGGAUCCGCCAGGAGAUCUGUGGUCCGUGGUGGUGUAGGGGGUGCUGCCCACCUCCAUGGGUGAGGACUCGGAAGCAGGGCGGCUUCCAUAGCUCAGAUGGGGUGAGCGUCGAGGCUCCGGGAGGUGUUGGGAACGCCGUCUCUCUCUCAACAUGUCGUCAAGACGGAUGGACGUGGUGAUGAGGGUAUCAAGGUCCAUCUCGUCGUCCCGACAUGCGAGUUCCGUCUUGAUGUCCUCCCGUAAGCCUCUUGUGAAGGCCGUGCGCAGAGCACGCUCAUUUCAGCCAGAAGACGCCGCCACCGUGCGAAAGCUCAGAGUACUCGGACGCGGGCCCAUCUCUCUGUUGUAGAUGUCCUUUCCCUCCAUGGGAUGAUCAAACACCGCCCUGAACUGAGCGAGGAAGGUGGGGUAGGGAAGCGCCACUGCCUCCUCUCCUUCCCAGACUGCCGUGGCCCAAUCCAGCGCCUUUCCUUUAGGUAGCGAAAUCACCAGCGCUAUCCUGGCUUGGUCAGAUGGAUAUGCCCCAGGUUGACGCGCCAGAUAAAGUGAAACCUGCAGCAGGAAGCCGCUACAUUUAGUAGUUUUACCGUCAUAGCGCUCCGGUAGGGUGAGGGUUCCCGCAGAAGUGGGUGAUAGGACGGGAACAGGUGGAUUGGGGGCACUCGCCGCUCCCUGAGGUGGAACCGGAGUGCUGGGCAGAUUAUGAAGAGUUUGGAGCACUUCCUGCAUGGCGGCGUUCAACUGGGCAAUCUGCUGCUGGUGCUGGUCGAGGCACUGGGAAACUCCUGCUGCAUCCAUUUUCGUUUGGUGUGUGAUUCUGUGACGAGUACUGAGUAUACGAAGAGGCAGGACGCAGACGCAGGAAUUAACAAGGUCGGUGCAGGUGCGCUGGAGGUGAUUAGGGUUUCCAUUCCGGUGUUGCCGAGGUGGUGCGCUCAGACCGGUGGCUCAGUAGACUGGCGAAUCAGAGCGCCGGAGGGGAGCAACGGGAGGAGACGUGACAAUAUCAGCUGUAUGUGACCAGGCGAAAAAACCUUUCCAAGCCAAACCAUAUCAUUACCGCUACACACAGCCUACAUUGUUGUCACCAUAUUAGCUAAAGUAACAUCCUAGUCAACAUAACUAAUAAAACUAAUGCGUUAGUAAGCCCUCUACAAUCAUGCAGUAAUGUUACAGUAAGCAGUUUAGCAGUUACACCGGCAAGCCCCAGUGGUAGUAAAUUAAUAAAACCAAACGCUUACCUUGACUUGGAAGAGUUCCAGUGUUGUUUUGGAUAGUCAUAGCCAGCUAGCUAACAUAGCAUCCCUCUGUUUGAGCAGGGUGUUUGAGUAGGCUAAACUAGCUAGCUGCAUUUGCUAGCUAAGUAAGUGAAACUGAAAGUGAAAAAAAGACAAUCUCUCUCUCUUGCUUCUCCUUAAUUUUUGAAGAAAUUAAUUUGUUCAAAACUUUUCAAGUAUUGUCUUUCUCUCUCUUUGAGUCAACUACUUACCACAUGUUAUGCACUGCAGUGCUAGCUAGCUGUAGCUAAUGCUUUCAGUACUAGAUUCAUUCUCUGAUCCUUUGAUUGGGUGGACAACAUGUCAGUUCAUGCUGUAAGAGCUCUGAUAGGUUGGAGGACGUCCUCUGGAAGUUGUCAUAAUUACUGUGUAAGUCUAUUGAAGGGGGUGAGAACCAAGAGCCUCCUAGGUUUUGUAUUGAAGUCAAUGUACCAAGAGGAGGACGGAAGCUAACUGUCCUCCGGCUACAGCAUGGUGCUACCCUACAGAGUGCUGUUGAGGCUACUGUAGACCUUCAUUGCAAAACAGUGUGUUUUAAUCAAUUAUUUGGUGACGUUAAUAUAUUUAGUAUAGUUUUAUCUAAAAAGGAUAACUUUUUUAAUGUUUUACCAUUUUUAUUUGUAUGAAUUUCACUGAGGAGGAUGGUCCUCCCCUUCCUCUUCUGAGGAGCCUCCACUGCUCAAAUCAAAAAAGCUGGGAAGACGACCAGAGAAUCAAUUAGCCAGCGAAUUGGGCGACCUUACCGUGUGUGUGCGUGCGAGUGUGGAUGGAGCAACUCUGAAAUGCGUCUGCAUGUGUCUGUGUGACAAAUGUCCUUCUCAUUUCCUGGAACUCUCUUGUGUGUCCGCAGGGAGAAAGAGAGGAGCCUGGCCCAGGUGGGACAGUCGGUGAUCCUGCCCCAGCGCAGCGACGGUCCACGCUUCACCGGUGGAGGCUUCAGUCUUGAGCAGGCUGGCAAAAUCACUACCUAG